AUGUCAAUCUGGGAUAACAUUUUAGCGCACAUUACCGGUAUGUAUCAAUGACCUGUUUAUAUGCGGAUAUAUUAUUUUCUGAUUAUAUUCUGGACUAGCUAGUGCUUGGCGGCCAUUCACUUUUAAAGUUGUCGAUUGAUUACAAGGUAGAGUACGUGGAUCCGGUGGGGCAACGAUUCGUAGAUUCAUGUACGCGUAGCGUACCUAUUUUUCCAAAUUGCACUCGAAACCAUACUAUUACCUAUACAUAUAGUGUUCUUAUUCUCAAUUUAGCGAUAUGUGACACUGAGGAAUGGCUGCGUUUCAGAAACUCUUGCUACAUAAUAGUGAAACGUCAGGUAACCUGUGCUGAUGCUAGGAAGAAAUGUGAGAAUUACGGAGUAAAAUUGGCGGUCAUAAAUGAUACUGAAGAGAGAAAGGUUUUCGAAAAUAAAGACUUGGUAAGAUUUUAUAGUAUAUGAAUUACUUGACUUGGCCUAAAAAAUAUACUUACUAGUUACUAAUAAUUAGUUACUACUAAUAAGUAUUGUAUUUAUUUACUUAGUUAGUUAGUUAUAGUUAGUUACGAAAGGAAGCCGACAGCUGCAUGUAAAAUGGUUUAAAACAGAAGGGAGUUUUGUUGUCUCUGGGCGCAAUUUUCGUGGUUGCUUGGGUUAAUUUUCUCUUCCGCGAAUUUUGAUUUUCCAAAGUUCGACAUGCAAUUUCGAAAGCCUGAAAGUUUUUUAUUGCUUAUUAAAAGUAUUCCUACUUCUUCUGCCACAGAUAAUCGAAUAACUUUCCAUGUACAUCCUAUACGUGUUUUAAUAUGAAGCAGAUGCAUAAGAACACGAUUGCGAUAUUUGAUUCGGAUAUUUUGGACACAUGCAGCAGCCUUGCAUAACUUAAUGAAAAUUGUUUCAAAAGGUGUUUUGCCUCAGCAGUAUAGGGGAUUUUCCCCCUCGUUUCGCCACUCACAAGGGAAAGAUUAUUGGAAUGGAUAUUAAUAGAUAUAGCAUUAUAAUGCUGCUUUAGCAUGCAUGUUUUAUGAUUUUAGUUUAAAAUUUGAUUUUGUUUAACCAACUAAUUUAUUUCUAAGUUUAGUUUGUUUACUAACUUAGUUUGAAAUAAGAAUUUCAUUUUACGAUUAGAAUUUUAUGCCUUUGUAUAAUUCUUGAAUUUUCAUAAUAAUUUUAAUAAUAAUCACUCAUACCUCAAGCACUCAGCCUGGGCGGACUGGUAUUUUUUGCUCCGCCAAUUACACCAUCUGAAAUGCCAUGAGACUAUCAAAUCUCUUAAGAUAGAAAACGAUCCACUUUAAAGUCGAUUGUAAGCCUACAUUUGCGAUAAAUCUGCAAAUGAAUAUACAGUUUAAUGCGAGGCCCGAUAUCAUGAAAGAUUAGUACGAUACAAUGUAUGUCUAUAAUCAUGAAAAUUCUAUAAUGUAUAGGCCUACUAUCACUAUACUGCUGAUGAUCUAUAUACUGUAGUCUACCAAAUACAUAUUCUUAUAGAAUCUCUGCUAAUCUUAUGCAUGCUGCACAAUUGCAUGUUCGAUCGUAAAACUGUGGUUUUGAGCACCUAAAUUGUAUUUUGAUCCUGCUAUUUUAAAAUGAUGAAUAAUUGUAAAUAUAAUCAGUCGAAUUAAUCGUAGGCACUGUCCAAGGGUAUUAUCACCCCUUGGUUCAGAUCUAUGUCAGAAGGGGUUGCUAUAUUCCAGUAUGGCAGGGCCCUAUCGGGGAUUAUGAACCCUGGAGCAUUUAGUCUCUCCUAGCAGGUCUUAUAUACUCCUACGUGAUGAAAACAUAAGGCGUAAUGAGUCUUUGGUUUGACCAGAGUUAUGUAUGUAUGUAUAAUACAUAUGUAUUUGCUUCACUUUACCUUGAUUCAUUUCUCCAACAAUAAUUUGGUGUGUGUUUUACUUAUAUUGGACUGUUCUUUUGCGUAAAACGUGCUUGAAUCAUUCAUUUUAUAACAACUACGAACUUAUUGAAUGUAGCCCACGCGAUGUAGCCAACUCCGCAGGUGCCUCUAUGGGUUUUAGCUUGCGAAUGGGUUGUGAAAAUAAAAAUUCUUUCCGACCACCCAAUUCUUCGGGUUAGAUGCUUGCGGAGGAGGCUGCACGCGAUGGCAAAAUUCCCCUCGAUCGUAUCCUAAACAAAAACAACACUGCGAAAGGACGUUGUACGGGAAAUUUAAAAUGGCGGAAAAUUUGAAUUUCAACUUCCAAACCAAAAACAUAGCCAUUUACUCGUUCAAAAAGUCAAGCAAAUAGGAAAAUACAACAGAUGGGUAGAAUAUAGACCUUAAUAAAUUUAUUCAUUUAAACUAUAGAAAGAAUGUAAAUGAAUUUUAAAAAUCUCUUAUUUGAACGGGAGCGUAUCGACUUCUUCGUGCAAAUAUAAAAAAAACUUCUAUCCUGCGCUAGUUCAGGUAAAAUAAAUUUUUACACGAUAAAUUUAUUGACAACCGCAUUUGGUUGGUUCUCUUGAGUGAUAUAAUAUUUCUUAUAAACUGUGUUUUUUAUUUAUAAGUUGACGCGCUCAUUUAACUCGCAAUUUUACAGGAAAGACUCACACUGGGUAGUUCAUAUUUGCCGCCAUUAAACAUUUGGAGUGAUCCAUUAAGUACAUAUAUGUAACUAUGGUGGGAGGGGGAGUCAGAGUAGUUCAUGCGUAGGCCUAUAUAUGUCAUUUGCAUUGCUCUUUGCGUACAAGAGGGAGGGAGGGAAUGAGUACAUUUUUUAAAAAUGUUUCAUGGCGUUUUUCUCGGUGUAGGAAAAACAAAAAAUUGUUAAUAGUUACACUCUGUGAACUUGUUGUUUCAAUUAUUUUAGAUUGUUUGGAUUUCUGAUGUUGAUAAACUUCAUAAUCAAUCAGAUUCUUCUUUUAAACACUGUGGUCAAACUGAGCAAGGAAUUGAGUCUGCUCAGGGGAAUAAUACAACAAUUUUAUUUUUAAACGAUUUUAUUUGUGAGAAAAAAGGUAAAAGCAUAGAUUCAUGUCUUGCAGUUCAUGCAUGAAUGCUGACCAUUAUCCUUCCAACCUCUCACCCCCGACAUUCCCUCGACCCGCACUGAUAUAUUCACUUCCGGUGUGAAGGCAUGCGGUGACUGACCAAAGAUAUAAACUAAAACAAAAAUACAUGCAUGCAGCAUUUCAAAAUUUCGACAUGAAAUAAUAAAGUGCCUAUAUCACUUGUGGGACAUUUAUGGGUUUGAAAAGAGCGUGAAAAGUUAGUUAAUACGUUCAAAAGCUUUUUUUUGUAUUUGGUGCAAUAGUUUUGAGGAUAUAGGCCUUUAAACAACGCACUGUUCCUGAGUACAAGCCUCGUGGUGUCUAAACACGGCUAUUGAAUUUGGCCUUUUUCGAAACUGUUCAUUGCGCAUAGGAGCCUGGGACUUAGAGGCCUGUAUCUUCGAAAUUAUUGCGCUAAAUCAAAAAAAGCUUUUGAACUUAUUAACUAACGGUUUACACUCUUUUCAAAUCCACAAAGGUCCCACAAGUGAUAUAGGAACUUUAAAUAUACCUUGAAGGAACAGUUUAGACGUUUGAAUGAUGAUUUUAUGGCGCAUUUUAACCCUUUUAAUUAAAAAAUCUAACUAGGAAAAUCAAUUAAGCAUAAUUCAAGCUCAAUAAACUCAAUACAGAAAUGCAGUUUAUAAUAAAAACAUCAACAAGACAUGUCGAGACUUGCAGUUAGCAGUACACAUGUAACACACAGAACUAGUAGAUAACAUGACCUUCACUCACUAUCUGAUACCUUAUAGCUCAAUGGUUAGAAUGUCUGUCCGGUUUUCAGAAGGUUACGUGAUUAAAUUCCCGUUAGGGCUCACAACUUUUUUGAGUAUAGGCUUGAUACGCCUCCACACCAAAUCAGUGACAUGGUUCAUAAGGCGCUACCACUGCAGCACACAUAUUAACGGUCUAUUAACGAAGUAUAGUAAAAUGGUCUAUUAACGAAGUAUAGUAAAAGACAAUCAGUGACAAAAUCCAAGUACAUACAGCGACAUUCAAUGUUACUGAAAAUGUAACUAGUUAUCUUCACAGUUACUCGAAAGGGUAACGAUUAUAGGUAUACCCAAUUGCUUGUAGCGAAGUUACUCACAGCACUGUACGUAAAUGUGUGUAAUCAAUGUGCUACAAUUUUCAGGUAAUUGUCCAGAUUAUUGGAAUCUUGCAAACAACAGCUUUCGUUGGCGAGUAUUUGAUAACGUUCUAAUGACGUGGCAGGCUGCUCAUGCGUUUUGCUUGCAUCAGAAUAGUCGUCUUUUAAAUUCAAAUGAUGUUCAAGUUAUUAACAAGACAUCAUCUUCUUUGAAAGAUGGGAAGCGAUACUGGAUAAACAGUACUCAAAUUAAGGUCUAUCUUCCACAUGAUCCGUUACAUGGCUGGUACUGGCUAGAUGGUGGACAAUUUAAUGCCAGUCACAGACGAGGAUUAUAUGGAGACCUGACCUACUCUGGCGAAGAAGAGAGAUGUGCUAUUAUUCGUAACAGGAAGAAUGGCAUUUGGGAAGAUAGCCCUUGUAGUGCAGGUCAUCCGUUUAUCUGUAAAAAGAGGAAACUUAAUAGGAACACGGUAUUUAUUGUCUACAUUUCCAAUUAUAAUCAUAAAUAAAAUUAGGCUAGGCUAAGCAGUAGUAAUGGUAAUCCCGUGCCACUGUAGAGUAAUUUCGCGCGCUCACGGGGGAAUUAUUCUGGAUCGAGUGCGCUCCCUAGCGCUUAUUAUUUAUCAUAAGAAAGCCAUCAUUUUGUUCUACAACAGGUUUCUUAUUUCAUUUGUUUCUAUCUUUUCUGACCAAAAGUUAUAAAACAUUAGUAUGGUAAAGUGAAAAAACAUCUUGGCUUAGCUUUAAGAUCAUUGUUAAAAAUGGACUAAGGGAUCAUCAUAAUUAUCAACAUUUUCAUGCACAAGAAAACAAAAAAAAACGGUGAGAGGAGGGCCGGAGCUAGAGGGUUGAUGACUUUUGUUAUGUACGCUCUUUAAAAUAUUGACUAUACACCCAUCUUCAUUCUUUAAGUUCAACAUUUGAGUAUAUACGCUAUUGGAUGGGAUGAAGAUUCGAAAAAAGAGCACUUUCUGAACGCAUGUAAAAAUGUUGAUAGUCAUGGACGCGACCCCUAAGAAUGGUAGCUCGCGAGCUUACGUUUGAUCAUUUUCGACUUGUCUCUCAUAAAGAAUUAUAUUUCCGUAAAUAAUUUUGUAAAAAUAAUGAGAUUCCUGCACUUGGUCUGGAAUAUUAUACUAACUUCCAAUCCCCGCUCAAAUGGUAGACCAUGUUGAUUACUUGUCAUGCUCUUAUCCUCUUAUAUACCUGUUUUAUGGUAAUUCCGCGUUAAUUGUUCCCGAAAUGAGAAUGUGCUGAAACUUUCCAGGCAUGGAGUUUAUGAUAUAGCCUACUUAAAGUAAAAUCACACAAAAAAGUUGGGGUGACCAAACUCGUCAAGAAGAUAUAUGACAAUCACAAUAUACCACCUUUACCCCAAUUAAUAUGGCGCCGUCUUGACGCUCAUUACGCGAGUAACAGCAAAAUCACAACACCCCGAUAUUUAUUUACAUUAGUAAACCUAUCUUGUAAUUAUUUUUGAAAAAAUAUUGUGUUUUGAGCAAAUUAGUCAAAUUGAAACUACUAAUCUGUACAAUUCUGAUCCACAGAUGUCUUUUCCACAUUUCUUUACAUAUCUUUCUUUGAGAACAUGCAUUGAUAAAGGAUUUUUUUCAACAAAAAUACAAGUAAAUAAAUAUACUACAGACAUGAAAUACAAGUAAAUAAAAAUAUUCUAUAGAUACAGGGAACCCUAGCUACACUUUUGUAUGCCUUUUUUGAAAACAUUGAUUUUAACGUAAUUCUUUGUACGAAUGGCCAAAGAUCAUGAUUUUUUUCUGUGUUGGUGUAAUGUACUCAGGUAAAUAUGAUGCUUGUGAUGUUACUCUGAGUGUAUAUCCACACCGGGAAAGCUUGAAAAAUAUACCUGACCACGGUGGGAAUCGAACCUACGACCUUUGGAAUUCGAGUCCAAUGCUCUGCCAAUUGAGCUACGCGGUCUGGUCGGUUGGAGUAUGUAAUAUUUCGGAACAGAAUCUAGUUCCUUCGAUAUCAAUGUUAUCUAAUAAUAAUCAUGAUUUUUUUUCUGUGUUGGUGUAAUGUACUCAGGUGAAUAUCAUGCUUGUGAUGUUACUCUGAGUGUAUAUCCACACCGGGCAAGCUUGAAAAAUAUGCCUGACCACGGUGGGAAUCGAACCUAUGACCUUUGGAAUACUAACCCAAUGUUCUGCCAACUGAGCUACGCGGUCUGGUCGGUUAGAGUAUGUGAUAUUUCGGAACAGCAUCUAGUUCCUUCGAUAUCAAUGUUAUCUAAUAAUAAUCAAGAUUUAAAAAACAAUCAUGAUUUUUAUUAGAUAACAUUGAUAUCGAAGGAACUAGAUUCUGUUCCAAAAUAUCUCAUACUCGAACCGACCAGACCGCGUAGCUCAGUUGGCAGAGCAUUGGGCUAGUAUUCCAAAGGUCGUAGGUUUGAUUCCCACCGUGGUCAGGCAUAUUUUUCCAGCUUGCCGGGUGUGGAUGUGCACUCAGAGUAACAUCACAAGCAUCAUAUUCACCUGAGUACAUUACACCAACACAGAAAAAAAUCAUGAUUAUUGUUAGAUAACAUUGAUAUCGAAGGAAAUAAAUUGUGUUCCGAAAUAUCACAUACUCGAACCAAGGGCUAGUAUUCCAAAGGUCGUAGGUUCGAUUCCCACCGUGGUCAGGCAUAUUUUUCAAGCUAGCCCGAUGUGCAUAUACACUCAGAAUAACAUCACAAGAAUCAUAUUCACCUGAGUAGCCUACAUUACACCAACACAGAAAAAAAAUCAUGAUUAUUGUUAGAUAACAUUGAUACGAAGGAACUAGAUUCUGUUCCGAAAUAUCACAUACUCUAACCGACCAGACCGCGUAGCUCAGUUGGCAGAACAUUGGGUUAGUAUUCCAAAGGUUGUAGGUUCGAUUCCCACCGUGGUCAGGCAUAUUUUUCAAGCUUGCCCGAGGUUCGAUUCCCACCGUGGUCAGGCAUAUUUUUUAAGCUUGCCCGGUGUGGAUAUACACUCAGAGUAACAUCACAAUCAUCGUAACCAAAUAUGUUUUGAAGUAACAUAAAAUUGUCAUAAAAUGAUUUUUUUAAACGGUAAGUAUAAUGGAUGAAAUUAAAGUUAUAAGAUGUGCGCAGUAAAAGUGUGCAAUGCAAAACUGCGGAAUUACCUUAAUCCAGCUGAGAAAAAAGUUUAUUGAUUUCUACUCAUGGCUACUUUUGUACUGUUGAGUUCGUGGUUUAUACAGAUAAAUUAUGUUCGUAAUCUGCGUAGGAAAAAAUACAAACUGGUAAAAUAUUCGUUAAAUAAAAUUGAAUUUCUUCUUUUAUUUAUAAUAAUUCUAAAGAAUUUGAAGAGGUGAAGGUACACUAAUUUCUUCUUUUAUUUAUAAUAAUUCUAAAGAAUUUGAAGAGGUUUUUUUUCUAAUUGUAUACCACCAGUUCGUUUGAUGCUAGAUUUCCGGAUCCUUUCAUGGCGUUCAAAAACUGCUCUGUCAGCUAGCUGUUUUCUUUAUGUUUUUGUCACACGAAUUGUAAAAUGAAAAAGUUUUAUUUUUUCCCUGUUAUGUCCAAUGAUGGGAAACGUGCUUCGCUGUAAAAAUGAAAUUGUUUAAAUAAGAAUUUGUCCACGGUUAUCCGACAAUCUAUAAGACAAAUAUAAGACAAAAGAGAUUCCAAAGAUUUUAUCUUAAUAUUUAAUAUUUGAACUAAAGCAUGGACAAGUUUUUGAAACUAAAUUUUCGACUUAUUUUAAUGUCUCAUUAUUAUACAUGUCUCUUUUUGUCUAUUUAAUUUGUCUACGGAGUUUUUAGUGCCAUGCACAUGCCUCGUUGUCUUGCAGAUGUCCAUUUAAAUCCAUUUAAACACGCAGAGGCAAAAUGUAAAUCGAUAUCAGUUUGCUUUCCUUUCACAGAACAAGAUAGUGGAGGCUGUACGUAAACUUUUACACGCCUGUAAUUGUAAGGUAAAUGUUCACUUGAUAACUUAAAUAUAUAUAUAUAUAUAUAUAUAUAUAUAUAUAUAUAUAUAUAUAUAUAUAUAUAUAUAUAUAUAUAUAUAUAUAUAUAUAUAUAUAUAUAUAUAUAUAUAUAUAUAUAUUCGAAUAACAGGCAUGUUAAUAAUACAAGUAUGAAAUAAAAUAAAUUCUGAUUGGCUAUAAAGAGAAAUUUAGUUUUAUUGAAAUAGCUACAGUGCUAGCUAAAAGCUGUAUUUUAGUGCCAAAAAAAUCAAUUCAGUGCAAGUAACUCAGUAUACAAAAAGGAAUACCUAGUUGAAUAAAACACUGUGAUUUAAGUUUUAAUUUCUGACAUUUUUUAUCUGUUCUUAUUCUUUAUACUAAUAUUAAUGUACGGCUUCUUAGCUUGAAGACAAACUGUUUGAUACAACCAAGGAAAUCAUUGGUAUUAUCAACUCAAGCAACUUCAAAGGAUCAUUUAAAAGCACAAUAGGAAGCAGGACAGCAG
Messenger RNA from Paramuricea clavata, 8508 nucleotides. Lineage: Eukaryota; Metazoa; Cnidaria; Anthozoa; Malacalcyonacea; Plexauridae. The record is from the annotation of a GenBank genome assembly.